Betta splendens (Siamese fighting fish) is the source of this 1712-nucleotide messenger RNA. It is a transcript of the gene kpna7, whose product is annotated as karyopherin alpha 7 (importin alpha 8). Gene Ontology annotation, molecular function: nuclear import signal receptor activity; protein binding. Gene Ontology annotation, cellular component: cytoplasm; nucleus. The transcript has 12 exons. The record is from RefSeq and is a predicted model, not a curated record. Bases 95 to 1657 code for a protein of 520 amino acids. Gene Ontology annotation, biological process: NLS-bearing protein import into nucleus. NCBI's taxonomy places the organism in Eukaryota, Metazoa, Chordata, Actinopteri, Anabantiformes, Osphronemidae.
CCUGAGGCGGCUCCGUCGCUUAUAAGCUCCCCGCGCAAAGUUUCCCUCACUAUUAAUCAGUGCGGGACGCGCGUGGCCAGCGAAGCGGUCCACGAUGCCCACCAAGAACGUCACCGAGGAGCGGCUCUCCAAGUUCAAGAACAAAGGCAAAGACCCCACGAAACUCCGGGAUAAAAGGAUCACGGAGUGCGUGGAGCUGCGCAAAGCUCACAAAGACGAGAACUUCCUGAAGCGAAGACACAUCACGCUGUCGUCGCUUCCGGACGAAGAGGCCCUGUCUCCUGAUUAUCUCUCCAACGAUUUGGUGAAAUUUCUAUCCAUCGAGGAGAUCAUUAAACUGGUGAAUUCCGACAGCAGGGAGUCUCAGACCCGAGGGUGUCAGGCCGCCAGGAAGCUGCUCUCCCAGGAGCGUAACCCUCCCCUGAAGGAGAUCAUAGAUGCUGGGCUGCUGUCCCGCUUCGUCUCCUUCCUGUCUAUGGACGAUGAGCCGACCCUGCAGUUUGAGGCAGCCUGGGCUCUUACCAACAUCGCCUCGGGCACCUCCUGGCACACACAACAGGUGGUGGAACAUGGAGCAGUGCCGGCCUUUAUCUCGUUACUUGCGUCGCCAAUGUUGCACAUCAGUGAACAGGCUGUCUGGGCUCUUGGAAAUAUUGCAGGUGACGGUUCAGCUUAUCGGGACGUGCUGAUCGAGUGCAAUGUCAUCCCAGCUUUACUGGCCCGCAUCUGCCCGGACACGCCAGUUGGCUACCUGCGCAACCUCACGUGGACGUUGUCCAACUUGUGCCGAAAUAAGAACCCGUUCCCGCCCCUGUCUGCAGUCCUGCAGAUGCUCCCAUCUCUGAUCCAGCUGCUCCAUCUUAGUGAUAAGGACAUCUUGUCUGAUGCAUGCUGGGCGAUCUCCUACCUGACCGACGGUGAUAAUGACCGCAUUGAUGUUGUCGUGAAAACGGGCAUCGUGCCUCGACUAGUGGAGCUCAUGAGCCACGCUGAGCUCGGUGUCCUGACUCCAGCUCUGCGCUCCAUUGGCAACAUAGUGAGUGGCUCCGAUCUGCAAACCCAGACAGUGAUAGAUGCUGGAGUCCUCAACGCCCUACCUAAACUGAUGAGGUAUCCGAAGGCCAGCGUGCAGAAGGAGGCAGUGUGGGCUUUGUCCAACAUUGCUGCAGGACCCUGUAAGCAAAUCCAGCAGCUCAUCACCUGUGGCCUGCUGCCUCCUUUGGUAGACAGGCUAAAGAAUGGAGACUUCAAGACUCAAAGGGAAGCGGUGUGGGCCGUGACCAACUUCACCAGUGGAGGUACUGUGGAGCAGGUGGUGCAUCUGGUGCAGUGUGGAGCCCUGGAGGCCAUCAUCAACCUGCUGCAAGUCAAAGAUGCCAAAGUCCUUCUGGUUUUAUUGGACGCCAUAAACAACAUCUUCAUGGCAGCAGAGAAGCUCGGUGAGACGGACAAGCUCAGUCUGCUGGUUGAAGAACUGGGAGGACUGGACCGCAUUGAGAUGCUACAAAGCCACGACAAUGAAACGGUGUAUCAGGCUGCUCACAAGCUCAUUGAGAAGUACUUUGGUGACGGUGAACUUGAUGGCGUCAAGGUUGAGGCUUCUGAUGAUGCAUUUGUAUUUCAGAGUCCUGACGUUACGAGAACCUUUAGUUUUUAGAUAACUGUCAUGUUGUUGUAUUCUGUGCUAUAAAUAAACAUUGCAUUAAAUUAAA